Molecule: messenger RNA, 2319 nt
Organism: Hydra vulgaris (swiftwater hydra)
Lineage: Eukaryota; Metazoa; Cnidaria; Hydrozoa; Anthoathecata; Hydridae
Source: RefSeq, a predicted model, not a curated record
AUGGCAAUAAUUAUUUUAAAGAUUUUUUUUUAUUAACUACAUCAACAGCAGUUUCAUACAAUAAUUAUUUUAUACAUGGAAGUUAUACAUAUAAGUUAUGGACUCAAUGAGAUUAGUAAGUUUGUUGCAGUUAAUAUGUGGGUUUUUUUCCCCAUAAACAUUUGCAUUCUAGUAAAUUUAAGGUUUAUCAAACAAAAAUUAACAAUUGGGUAGUUAUUGACACAUGGUCUGAAAAAUUAGUUUCUGGUAAGUAUACUGCUAUGGCAACAGGGAUCUUUUAUUUGUCUGCUAGUGUUAUUUUUAAAGACAGCAAUGGACCAAUUUAUAUUUUAUGAUAGCUGUCAAUAAUCAGUUAUCAAAACAAACUGCUUUAUAUGCAACAAAAGGAAAACCAUCAGUAGUUCAAGACAUUCUUAGUGUGUCUGGAGCCUUAUUUAUUAAAAAAGAUUCUUAUGUUAAUGUUUUUGUUAUGAUUGAAAAUGAUAAUAGCUGGUCCAUAGAUAUUGAUUCAACUUUUUCAAUAGUGUUUCUUGGGUAUCAGACAAAUAUUUUUGGUGUAACAACAGUUCUCACAAAUAGUUUAGCUUACACUACAUCUGGUUGGUUUAAGAUUGGAAAAUGGAAAUCUCAAUCUGCAGCAGGUCCAUUUUUUGAUUUUGGAGGAGGAUUUAAUCCAGACACUGGAGAUUUUGUUGCUCCUAAAGCAGGUUUUUACAUUGUGAGUGCUGGAAUAAAAAUGGUUCAGGCAAGUGCAGUUGGUUCUACUUUUACUUUAAAUGUUGCUGUUAAUGGAAAUCCAUCUACUUUACAAUACCAAAAUGGAAUACAAGACUAUCUUCAUAAUGGUAAUGUUGCACCUACUACAAAGUAAUAAAUAAUAAAAGUAUUUAAUACGGAGAAAUGUGACAUUGGAUAAAGUCUUAACAUUCAUUGCCACAAAACUGGAUUUUCUAGAUAACAAGGUUUUGUUCAAUUUAAAGAUCUUUCUUGUGAAAAACAAAAAGAAAUAAUAUGGCGAGCAAAUUUAAAAGGAAAACAUAGUUCAGUAAAAAUUAUAUGUUGUUAUCAUGUGCAAUUCUAUGGAAAAUAUUUCGAGAAAAAAAUUAAAGUGCUGCAAUCCUUUUGAAAUAAACAAGAAAAGUAAAAGAUUUACUAUAAAAGGUAAUAUAAAGAUUUCCAUAGACAUGGCAAAAUUUUUGCAAGAAAAUAACGUUUAUGUAACCCCAGGUUGGAAAUUCUGCAGUAAAUGUUACAAAAAAGCAAUAGAAACUGAAGAAGAUUUAAAUUCACAGGAUGAACGGGAAUCAAAAAGUAAGAAAAAAACCACUAUAGAAUUGCUUAGAAUUUCACCAGUCAAACUAAAAAGUCUUUCAAAACACAGCAAAUUGCCUAAAGCAAAACAAAAGUUUAAGAACACUAUUGACAGAGUUGCAAAAAUGGUCUCAUUAGCAUAAAAUAUUAAAGAAACUUUUUUAACAACAGAAAUUAAAAUUUUAAACAACAACAUUAACAAUAGCUAUGAUCUAGUGAUUUUAAUGUUAUUUUAAUGUUGAAUUAAAAAAAAAUUUUUAGAGACUGACUCUUAUUGCCAUAAGGUGCAAAUGUUAACGCUUGCACCGAAAUCAUGGACACGUACAAAGAUAUCAAUUAUAUAACUGAUUUAGAUUUAGAGAAUAUAAGCUGUUGGUUACAAAAAAUAUUAAUUACAUUUAAAAUAAUUUUGUUUUUAUUUUAUUUACCUAUUUGCAUUUAAUAUUUCUCUUUUUUCUUUUUUUCAAAUCUUUGGAUUGUAGGCUGAGAAGGAGGGGGUGGGAUUUAAAUAAAUUCCAAUCUCCACCUAUUAUUUUAAUGACUGUAUUAGUCUUGAACUACUAAAUAAUAUCAUAAAGAUAUUGCUUGUUAAAAUGUUUGAAAAAGAUUUUAAUAUUUUUUGUUUUAAAAUUAAUAACUUUUUAAAUCGUGAAAAGAUCUAGAAAAUAAGAGGUAUUUAUUGAUUUGAAAAUAACUAAAAUAAAUUGUUUCUUAAACUUAAAUUUAAAAAAAUAUAUGUUUUUAAAUUGUAAUUGGAUAAUUUUUUAUUAUUUAUUCAUUUUAUGUAAAAAUAAAAAAAAAAAUUAAAAAAACUUGGUAUAUGGGGGAGGGGGGGCAUAGGUCAAUCAAGACCCCCUGGACCUCCCUUAAACCAUGACUACAAAUGUCGUAAACUAUUCAACAAAUAACACUAUUUAAUGUUUUACUCAAAUAAAUGUUUUUAAAAAUAUUUUAAUUGCUUUUGUUACAAAAUUUAAAUUUUUCUAAAAAGACUACUAGACUACAGAC